Musa acuminata AAA Group (dessert banana) is the source of this 914-nucleotide messenger RNA. RefSeq names its product small ribosomal subunit protein uS4y-like. Gene Ontology annotation, cellular component: cytosolic small ribosomal subunit. The record is from RefSeq and is a predicted model, not a curated record. Gene Ontology annotation, biological process: translation; ribosomal small subunit biogenesis. The transcript has 3 exons. The coding region runs from base 131 to 724 and encodes 197 amino acids. Gene Ontology annotation, molecular function: rRNA binding; structural constituent of ribosome. NCBI's taxonomy places the organism in Eukaryota, Viridiplantae, Streptophyta, Magnoliopsida, Zingiberales, Musaceae.
CGCUCAGGGCUAGGGUUUUUGGAAUUCUAUAUAUAAAGGAAUCUGCGUGCUCGUUCGCAGCCUCUCGCGCACCUCCUUGGAUCGGGAUCCGUAGGCGAGCGCCGGAGGCGUCGGUGGAGGAGAAGCAGCCAUGGUUCACGUCAGUUUUUAUAGGAACUACGGGAAGACCUUUAAGAAGCCCCGUCGUCCCUAUGAGAAGGAGCGGCUUGAUGCUGAGCUGAAGCUUGUCGGUGAGUAUGGGCUCCGCUGCAAACGAGAACUCUGGAGAGUCCAGUAUGCGCUGAGCCGAAUCCGUAAUGCUGCGAGGGAUCUUCUCACGCUUGAUGAGAAAAACCCUCGUCGGAUUUUCGAGGGAGAGGCCCUCCUCCGCCGGAUGAACCGUUAUGGGCUCCUCGAGGAAGGCCAGAACAAGCUAGAUUAUGUCCUGGCCCUCACAGUGGAGAACUUCUUGGAGCGCCGUCUGCAGACUCUCGUCUUCAAGUCGGGAAUGGCAAAGUCUAUCCACCAUGCUAGGGUUCUCAUCAGGCAGCGCCACAUCAGAGUUGGGAGGCAAGUGGUUAACAUCCCAUCAUUCAUGGUGAGGGUGGAUUCAGCAAAGCACAUCGACUUCUCCCUGACGAGUCCAUUUGGUGGUGGCCGUCCUGGGAGAGUGAAGAGAAGGAACCAGAAGGCAGCAGCAAAGAAGGCAGCUGGGGGUGAUGGUGAUGAGGAGGAUGAGGAAUGAGGAAUAAGGAAUAUGCAACUAUCCUAGUCGAAUUCUGGUCUUCUAUUUCUUUUGCACUUGAGUUAUUAGUUAUCUGAACAUUUUGCACAAGUGUUAUUGCAGGAAGUUACCUUAGUGUUUUCUAAUGUUGAAAUCAUGGAGUAGACACGUAUUCAUCUAUUUUGGCUUAAAAGGUUAGUGUCUCGAUCAA